This is a messenger RNA of Pollicipes pollicipes, 2176 nucleotides long. Its product is annotated as zinc finger protein 883. Bases 78 to 1544 code for a protein of 488 amino acids. Gene Ontology annotation, molecular function: RNA polymerase II cis-regulatory region sequence-specific DNA binding; DNA-binding transcription factor activity, RNA polymerase II-specific. Gene Ontology annotation, biological process: regulation of transcription by RNA polymerase II. The transcript has 4 exons. NCBI's taxonomy places the organism in Eukaryota, Metazoa, Arthropoda, Thecostraca, Pollicipedomorpha, Pollicipedidae. The record is from RefSeq and is a predicted model, not a curated record.
UGGAAGGCCGGGGGCCUGUCGCCCUGCCACUUGUGCUGAGUUGUGUGAGCUCGUAAGAGAACGGCCGCCAACCAUCGAUGAAUUCCACAACAGGAGUUGGAUUUGGUUCGAUGGAUUUGAAGGACCAUAUCAAACAAGAGCAGAGCCAGCAAAUGCCUGAUGCCACCUGCAUUGUUUGUGAGGCUGUUUCUCCAGGGAGCCUGCCAGCUCUGGAGACUAUCUGCAUGCCAUCUGGCAAACCCUUGGCUGAGCAACUGUGUGCAAGCCUGGAUGGCUGCCUGCUGCCAUUGCUCCCAGAGCAUGUGGUGUGCUUCUCCUGUCAGCAAAUUGUUCUUCAGCUUGAUCAGCUGUGGAAUGAUGCUGACAUGCUGCAAAUGGAGCUGACAACUAAGUUUGUCAAGGCACAUGCACAGGUGGAUGGUUCUAUUCCACGGCAGGACAAUAGCAACCAGUCUCCGGACGAGCCCCCCUCCCCGACGGACGCGGAGCCUGAGUGCCCUGAACCGGCUCGCGAACCGGCCACCGAGGAGGCUGCCAUGGUGCCCAGCGCGGCCUGGCCGACGGUCGGGACCGCGCGCCGGCCAAACCGAACCACCAGGAGCGGGCCGAAGACGUGUCCGCACUGCGGCCGCUCCUACAAGCGCUGGCGCGACCUGGACACGCACCUGAGCGUGCACACGGGCGCGCGGCCGCACCAGUGCGCCGAGUGCGGCCGUCAGUUCGCCUCACAGCGACGGCUGGUCGACCACCAGCGCGGCCACGGCGAGGGCUGGCCCUGCCCCCUCUGCGACAAGGUUUUCCGACACCCAUCGGGCCUGCAGCAUCACCGCCGGCAGCACGAGACACCUCGCCCGCCCGUGCCCUGCCCGCUGUGCUCGCGCCCUCUGGCCGGGCCGGCGCAGCUGCGCGCGCACAUGCGCACGCACACCGACGAGCGGCCGUACCAGUGCACCACGUGCGAGCGAUCCUUCCGCCAGGCGUCAACGCUGCGCGUUCACAUGCGGGUGCACACGGGCGCGCGACCCUUCACGUGCGACACGUGUGGGAAGGGGUUCCGCGGCCGUGCGGCGUUCAUGAGCCACCUGCAGACGCACGGCACAGUAGCGGCGCGCUUCGCGUGCGACACGUGCGGCAAGGCGUUCUUCUACCGCAGCAAGAUGGAGCAGCACCGCGCCACGCACGGCGGGGAGAAGACGUGCUGCUGCGAGGUGUGUGGCGUCACGUUCGCCACGCUCGUGUCGCUGGCCCGCCACAAAGUGUCGCACAGCGCGCAGCGGCCGCACGGCUGCCGGCACUGCGGCAAGCGCUUCAAGGAGGCGGGCGUGCUGCGCAAGCACGAGCGGCAGAUGCACUCGACGGCGGCUGCGCACGUGUGCGCCGUGUGCGGCCGGCGCUGCGCCGGGCCCUUCAAGCUGCGCGAGCACAUGCGCACGCACACGGGCGAGCGGCCGUUCGCGUGCGACCAGUGUCCGAAGGCGUUCACGCAGGCGGUGCACCUGAGCACGCACCGGAGGGCGCACCGGUCGCAGGACACGGCGGCGUGAGCCGGCUGCCGGGCGGCGGGAUGCGGCUCCACCGCCCCCUCGUGACGUUCUGAUGAGUUGGGAACUGCUGAUUGCGGUCGUAGUCCUGGCCGGACUGCCGCUCGUAAGCCGCGGCGUUGUUACCGACUGAUUCCCCCGUGCCAACGCGAGCAUGGCACUGUUGCGGUCGUGGUCUUGGCCCGACUGUGGCUUGUAAGCCGCGACGUAGUUAACGACUGACUCCCCGCGUGCCAACGCGGGCAUGGCACAGUUGCGGUCGUGGUCCUGACCCGACUGUGGCUUGUAAGCCGCGACGUUGUUGUCGACUGAUUCUCCCUGUGCCAACGCGGGCAUGGCACAGUUGUGGUCGUGGUCCUGGCCCGACUGUGGCUUGUAAGCCGCGACGUUGUUGCCGACUGAUUCCCCCUGUGCCAACGCGAGCAUGGCACAGUUGCGGUCGUGGUCCUGGCCCGACUGUGGCUUGUAAGCCGCGACGUUGUUGUUUUCCGACUGAUUACCGCUGUGCCAACGCGAGUGUGACAGUGACUGCCUUACGUGCUGGACUGCGGCAUGUUCGUGCGUGAUCGUACUUUAAGCCUAGGGGCCCCCAGCGGUCUUCGUUGUACCAUUACAAGGAUAUUGGUGUUCACAUA